This is a messenger RNA of Pocillopora meandrina, 891 nucleotides long. NCBI's taxonomy places the organism in Eukaryota, Metazoa, Cnidaria, Anthozoa, Scleractinia, Pocilloporidae. The record is from the annotation of a GenBank genome assembly.
AUGAACGCAACACUCGACUGUUCUACAUUUCAUCUACUACACUAUUCAUUUUUACAAGAAUUCUCAAAAGAUUUAUUUAUCUUAAUGUGCUUUAUUGACGCUAUAAUCUUCUUUUCCGCAACGCUUGGAAAUACCCUGAUCUUAAUUGCACUAAAAAAGAGUCAGUCCAUACAUUCUCCCUCCAAAGCUCUGCUCAGCAGUUUGGCAUUCUCUGAUCUUGGUGUCGGAAUAAUAGUAGCCCCACUACACUUCGCCCUUACUCUGGGUGUGAUCCAAGAAGACCCACUACAGUAUUAUGCACCGUAUCAGCCUACCACUAUGGCUGGUUUCAUAAUGGCUUCAGUUUCAACUUUAACAUCUCCUGCAAUCGCCCUGGACAGAUAUCUCGCAUUUCGCCUCAGAAUUAGAUAUCGGCAUUUAGUUACCCUGAGAAGAAUUGUUAUAUUGCUGUCUUCAUUGUGGGGUACAGGGAUCUUCUUUGCCGUGUCGUGGACGCUCGGUAGGAACAUUAAUCGCAUUGUGGGAGCUUUCUCAACGGUACUCUGUACAACAACAACUUUAUACUUCUAUCUGAGGACAUUUUUUGGAUUGCGUAGACAAACAGCUCAGAUUCAACAACAGAGUCGGCUCAGGACAAACCGCAGAAAUAUUUUUAGCAUCCCAGCCUAUAAAAAGACUGUUAAAAACAUGUUUUUAAUUUACUGCGUUAUAUCGAUUUGUUAUAUGCCAUACUUGUUGGCGCAGAUGUUGAUUUUCUUCGUGGGUCUCAACAGUUCCUCCUUUCUAGUUAUAAGUUUCGCAUAUAUCCUUAUACUCCUUAACUCGAUGCUAAAUCCUAUUGUCUAUUGUUGGAGAAUACGCGACCUCAAACGACAAGUGCUUAGAAUACUA